This is a messenger RNA of Gigantopelta aegis, 5836 nucleotides long. Its product is annotated as peptidyl-glycine alpha-amidating monooxygenase B-like. The record is from RefSeq and is a predicted model, not a curated record. Gene Ontology annotation, molecular function: oxidoreductase activity, acting on paired donors, with incorporation or reduction of molecular oxygen, reduced ascorbate as one donor, and incorporation of one atom of oxygen; copper ion binding; protein binding. The transcript is spliced from 47 exons. NCBI's taxonomy places the organism in Eukaryota, Metazoa, Mollusca, Gastropoda, Neomphalida, Peltospiridae. Gene Ontology annotation, cellular component: extracellular region; membrane. Gene Ontology annotation, biological process: peptide metabolic process. Bases 252 to 4550 code for a protein of 1432 amino acids.
UGUAAUCAGAACUUUUCUUCCUAUCAAAGCUGUAUUUUUCUGUUGGCAGGUUUUGUUUACAUAUUUUCCAGUAAACCUAAAACCUGAUGGCAUAGGAACGUGUGGAUUAGGACUUUCGUGAAGUCGUUCCAAAUAUACAUAUCGACCACGAACGAGACCCCACACUGACCACCUUGAGUAGGAAGUGAGUGGGAUUAAAACAUUCCUCGACUCGUCAGUGAUUGAGUACUGAAGCAGCCCAUUUUCACAAGAUGGAUGCAGUCGGAGUUCACCUGUUGGCUCUGUAUGUCUCAGCCCUGUCACUCACCUGUCUCUGCGUCCCCCCAGGGCCUUCCACGGACCUGCCACAGGAUGUCACUACCAUGGAGAUUAAAAUGAAGGAUGCUCUCCCCUCCAAGGAUGAUGAUUAUCUCUGUUCGUCAUACACUGCUCCAGCAGAAGAACACUACAUCGUUAAGUUUGAGGCAAUGGCGGACGUGAUGACAGCACAUCAUAUUUUAUUGUUUGGAUGUGAGGGAGCACCCUACAGUGAUAAGAAUGUUUGGAAUUGUCCUGGUAUUUGCGGUCCUGGACUGCAACAGAAAAUACUGUUUGCCUGGGCUAAAAAUGCACCACCUACAAAACUACCUAAAGAUGUUGGUUUUAGACUUGGAGGCUCUAAAGGAAUCCAAACAUUGGUGUUACAAGUUCAUUUUAAACAUAAGUUUGAAGAAAAUGCAGCAAAAGACAACUCAGGAUUAAAAUUAUACAUCACAAAACAGAAGCAAAAAUAUGUUGCUGGGAUUUACCUACUCGCAUCGUCCUCUCUUUACAUUCCUCCAGACACGCCCAUGACACAUGCUGAUCUGAGCUGUCCAUACACUCUUCAAACAAAGAUGUAUCCAUUUGCUUACCGAACUCACGCCCAUGGACUGGGCACCGUUAUAACUGGUUACCAAUACAAUGACACCUGGCAUGAGAUUGGAAAAGGAAACCCUCAAUGGCCACAGGCAUUUUAUCCCGUGAAAGAUAUCAUUGAAGUUCAGUUUAACGACAUUCUGGUUGCCAGAUGUUCAUAUAAUUCCACAGGAAAAUUAACUGCAACACGUGCAGGAAUGACGGGUGGGGACGAGAUGUGUAACUUCUACAUCAUGUUCUACACGGACUCAAGUGAGAGCAACCCGUAUGGGACAUGCGUCUUUAACUCCAGUCCACAGCUCGUGGCACAGAUCCCUGCCGAUUCCGACGUUCCGCUGCCACCAAACCCACUGCUGGACGAGGAAGCCAAGGGACAUCACAAUCAUGGCAUGCCUCAAAACAACGAUCAUGCUGAUGAGUUGCAGACGAUUGAUUUGAAGAUGAAAGGUGCCAAACCUUCAGAGCCUGAUGCCUACCUGUGUGCUGCAUACAAGAUGCCUGCCGAUGAACAUUACAUUGUUAAGUUUGAGGCGAUGGCUGAAGCGCAGAUAGCUCACCACAUCUUGGUGUUUGGCUGUGAGGGAGAGGAAUACAGCACUUCUCCUAUCUGGGAUUGUCCUCCUGUGUGUAAGGACGGUCAAGAAAAGAUUCUCUUUGCUUGGGCCAAAAAUGCACCUCCAACAACACUGCCCAAAGAUGUCGGAUUCCGAGUGGGCGGUCGCUCUGGAGUCAAGACUAUAGUUCUACAGGUUCAUUAUGCUCAUGCGUUUGAAGAAAGUGAAGAAAAUGAUUUUUCUGGAAUAAAAAUAUACUUGACAAAGCAAAAACAAACAUUUGUUGCUGGAAUCUUUUUACUGAUGUCCUAUAGAAUAACAAUACCUCCAAACACUGCAAAGGUCCAUUCCGAUAUCAGUUGUGAGUACGACCUUGAGAAGACGAUGCAUCCAUUCGCUUACAGAACUCACGCACAUGGGCUUGGGAGAGUGAUCACGGGCUACCAGUAUAACAACAGCUGGCAUGAGAUCGGCAAGGGCAACCCACAGUGGCCCCAGGCAUUUUACCCAGUUCAUGAUAUGAUCAGUGUACAGCCAGGUGACAAACUGGUGGCGAGAUGUACUUUCAAUUCAACUGGGAGGAAUAGAUUUACAUAUUCAGGCGCCACCGGCAAUGACGAGAUGUGUAAUUUCUACAUCAUGUUCUACACGGACUCUGAUGUGAAAGAUCCGUACAGCCAAUGUGGCGGAAACAAUUACAAGAACGUGGUUGGCAUUAUGCCAGCCGACUCGGACGUACCACUUCCGCCAAAUCCCUUGCUGGACGAGGUCGCCAAAGGUCAUCAUCAUCAUCACCCACACCAUCAUCCCCAGGUGCCUCCUACCCCAGUGGUAAUACCUGCACAAAAUACCAUGGAGUUAAAAAUGAAAGGAGCCAAACCACCAACGCCUGAUGCUUACUUGUGUUCAUCAUACCCAGUGUCGGAUAAAGAAUUUUAUAUAGUGAAGUUUGAGGCCAUGGCUGACGCGAUGAUCGCCCACCACAUCCUGGUGUAUGGAUGUUCCGGACAGCCUGCCAGCUCUAAUUCAAUCUGGAAGUGCCCAGCAAUCUGUGCUAACAACGAACAACAGAAAAUCUUAUUUGCUUGGGCUAAAAACGCCCCACCAACUGUAUUACCUCACAAUGUUGGUUUCCGUGUUGGUGGUAAUUCAGGUAUCCGCACCCUCAUUAUUCAGGUUCACUACGCUCAUGCUUUUGAUGCAUCAGAGGAGAAAGAUUAUUCCGGUAUUAGAAUCUAUCUUACAGAAGAAAAACAAAAAUUUGUAGCUGGAAUAUUCCUGAUGUAUACAUAUCUGCUAUCAAUUCCGCCUAAUACUCCAAUGGUCCACUCCGACAUCAGCUGUAUGUAUCAGGGAGAAAACCCCAUGUAUCCGUUCGCCUACAGGACUCACGCUCAUGGCUUGGGCCGAGUGAUCACGGGUUAUCAGUAUAACAAUACCUGGCAUGAGAUUGGAAAAGGAAACCCACAGUGGCCACAGGCUUUCUACCCAGUUCAUGACAAGAUUUCUGUGAAUCGAGGUGAUAAAUUGGUUGCUCGGUGCUCUUUCAACUCAACUGGAAGGAAUCGAUAUACACAUAUUGGGCAGACGGGUGCAGACGAGAUGUGUAACUUCUACAUCAUGGCGUACAUGGACUCAAGCACCAGGAACCCGUACGGGUCUUGCGGCGGAAACAAGCUCCCACUACUCGUUGAAAACAUCCCCGACGACUCGGAUGUCCCACUCCCUCCAAACCCACUCCUCGAUGACGCGGCCAGGGGACAUCACCACUUUCAGCAUGGCAGCGGCGGGGGGAUGACAUCAGACCUAACCAAUCUUCAUCUGACAUUUGACUCAUCAUGGCCGCAGCAGUCCGUCACCAUUGGUCAGGUGGGUGGUGUCGCCGUGGAUACGGAUGGAAAUGUCUACAUAUUUCAUCGGGGUACCAGAGUGUGGGAUGCAAACUCGUUUGACGUUUACAAUCACUUUCAACUUCCAAAUGCCAUACCGCAGGACACGAUCGUGAUUUAUCACAAAAACGGGAAGCUCAUAAGGAAAUUUGGAAGUAACAGUUAUUUUAUGCCACAUGGUAUGGAGGUUGACAGUCAUGGCAAUAUGUGGAUUACCGACGUAGCCCUACAUCAGGUAAUGAGAAUCCCCGCCGGAGCGAAGGAACCCGAUUUAGUGCUCGGUGAACGCUUCACUCCAGGAAAUGAUGACUCGCAUUUCUGUAAACCAACAGACGUCGCUGUUCUUUCCACGGGCGAAUUUUACGUAGCAGAUGGAUAUUGUAACAGCAGAAUAAUGAAGUUUUCAAAGGAUGGCAAGUUGAUUAAGCAAUGGGGACACAGCAGUUUUGAAGUUCCGCCUCCAUCCGGCUCGUUCACCAUUCCUCACAGUAUCACGGCGGCGGAGGACCGCAGUCUCGUGUGUGUCGCCGACAGGGAGAAUGGGCGCGUUCAGUGCUUCGACCUAGACGGCACCUUCCGAAACAUUAUCAAAGUCAAAGAGUUUGGAGAUCGACUGUUUGCUAUUGACUACUGCCCACUUCAUGGUGGUUUGCUGUUUGCCGUGAAUGGUCCAUCAAUUGAUGGUGAAUUUGUCAAAGUCAGUGGGUUUACGCUGAAUUUUACAAGUGGAAGCAUCAUUGAAGUAUGGACACCACCACAGGGCCUAGCGAACCCACACGACGUGUGUGUUGACUCUGUAAACCAUGCGGUGUAUGUGGGAGAACUCGACCCAUCCAAGGUGUGGAGGAUGCAGAUGGAAAGUGCUCAAAACAUUGUGAGUGAUGGGCCUUCUGGUAAUACGAAGACACUGACCGUAAACAAGCCAUCUAAGAAGUCGGAUUUCACACCCUCCGUGAUCAUCGGAGUCUUGCUAGUGGUGCCAGUCGUCAUUCUUCUCAUCGUCAUGGUUACCAUCAAGUUAUAUCAUUCAGGUAAGAUAAAAUGUUUUUCUCGUGGCAAAAACCCAAAGGUGUUCAGUCUUCAGAAUAUCUUGCCACACUCACACAAAGGUUUUGACCGUCUCAGUAUGGAGGAGAGUGACCACGAGGCUGACCCACUGGACGACUCGGACCAGGAAGAAUACACCGCACCGCGGAAACAAAAGGCAUAGCACUGAUGGCACUGCACAGGGCUCGAAAUGUUUCUUGUUACCAGUCCAUGACAGUCACUUUUGACAACUGACCAGUUGAAAAUAAUUUAUGUCACUCCAUUUUUAUUCCUCCAAUGCAAAGUGGUGUUUGGGGUAUAAAAAUGUAGUAUUUGACUUAUUUGCUCCAUUCAUAUAUUACCCUUAAAUACAUCAUAGAUUAUAUGAAAGUGAAGUUGUCAUCCUAGGGAUGUUUCAACAGGAAUCCAAAUCUGUUUUUAAUUUUAAAAACUGGAAGAAUUAUUGUUCCAGUCCUAAUUACUCUGAUCUGCUUGUAAUCUAUAAAUCUGGUGACAAUAUUUGAAAAACAUUUCGAUCCCUGUUAAAGGCAAAUGAUCUUACGUUAUAUAUAGAGCGUUACGGUUUGGUUGUAAAUUGUUAUAUUUUAACCCUUGUUUGUAGGAAAUAAUCUUACCUUUGUUGUUUAUACAUUUGUUUGUUAUUAUACAUUUAGCUUGUAAAUUUGUUAUAUUUUCUGGUGGAGGUGACAUAACUUGAAUGCAGUGAAACCCAUGAUAUGUUCCUCUCAUGACAGAAGCGAAAACUGUACCACUCUUUCCAGUUUGAUCGGACAGUUUAUUGAAAGCUAUUUGUACCAAUUGUGAUCUCUAGAACUGAGAAUAAGGAAAUACACACACAGUUUCAGUUAGAAUUGGUAUAAUUCUUUAUUCAUUAUCUGGUUUUGCUAGUUAAUGGAGUGUUGUGUUGCAUAUUGAAUGAGAUAUACCGAUGGAACGAAAUAAAGAUAACAUAUAUUUAAGUCAUUACUAGUAUAGAAGUAGUAAUGUCUGUAUACAGUACAGAGAUGUAAUGUGGGACUAACUAAUGUCAGUACUAUGGGACUGAAUACCAGUAACCAGUGUUUCUGUGGGAAACAAAUUUUUGGGUAUGGUACUGUGGAAUUGAAUGCAACCACAGUCAACAGGGGUUAUGGGUGACCUCCCCCAAAAGAAAAGGGGUUAGGUUUAGGUUUACGGUUAAGAAAAUCAUACAGUAAUGAUGAGAGUAAUUAAUUUUGUCAAGAGGUUAACUUUAAAAAAAAAUCUGAAACUCUACUGCAAACAAAUUUGGGUAUGGUGACAUACCUGUUUUACCCUUUGGCAGAAACCCUGGUAACGGUUAACUUCGUGAUACUGUGGAUGGGGUUUUGGUUGCAGUCAAAAUUUACUGUUAUUAUGUACACUAUGUACAUGUGGGGCGGGACGUAGCCCAGUGGUAAAGCAUUCACUUGAUGCAUGGUCGCUCUGGGA